This is a messenger RNA of Phytophthora nicotianae INRA-310, 598 nucleotides long. RefSeq lists its product as hypothetical. Lineage: Eukaryota; Oomycota; Peronosporomycetes; Peronosporales; Peronosporaceae. The record is from RefSeq and is a predicted model, not a curated record. The transcript has a single exon. The coding region runs from base 54 to 569 and encodes 171 amino acids.
CCGCACUUCCAUCGAAUCCCCUGUAACGCAAACUCCGAUGUAGAGAGCAUCGAAUGUGGGUGCGAGGAAUGCUUUUGCACCUUCGAUCGGCGCGAAAUAAUACUCCCUUCUGCGAAGUGCAGCAAAGCACGGCGCGAAAGAAAUUACCCUCUCCUGCCUCAUGGAUCAAGUCGGGUGGUCACUUUUGUCGAUGGCUCGCCUCCCCGUUGACUUCGAUAUGCUCAUUCUCACUUUGGAAUUUCCUCCGACCAGCACACAAGCCUCACCAUGGACGCCUGCAGCCAACCUCUCACCAUCCUCACCGACAAGUCUGCGCUCUCCGUCCAGAAGACAACCACCUCCAACGCGAAAAGCACGAAUGCCAAGCUCCACCAGAAAGUGCACGCCGCGACGCCCCUUUCCAACCAAGAGAGCGAAGGAUCAACGACCGUGAAAAAGGAAGCGUUGGCGAAGCAGUUCAUUGCGUCGCAAGCUACGAUCGUCAUGGCCCAGCCACGUCGUUGAGGUCCAACUGCUGGAAAUUCGGCAUGGAAGCUAAGCGCGAACCAGCACCAGUACAUUUCUUCUAAGCAGCAAAUAAAAGUUGUUUGAUGCGCCU